AAUGGACACGCUAAGAUUGAGUGCACCUCAAGUCGACUUUGAAUAUAGUAAGUUAGACAAUAUGCAUUCCUCAAUCACUUUAUACAAUGACACUCAACAUCCGAUAGCCUAUAAAGUAUAUUAUUAUCUGAUCAUGCUCAUUAGUUUAAAGCUACGAAUCUCAACAUUUUUUUGGUCAGGCCACCUUUGGGAAUUGUAUCACCUAGACAGAGCUAAUAAGUCAAUAUUACACUUCAUAGCAAAGUCCUUGAAAAUAACUCCAUCAAAGAGUUUAAUGAAAAAUUGUAAUUGAUUACAACCAUCAUGCCUCAAGGAGUUCAAGAUGCUGGACCCAUCUUCUUGGAUAGAACGAGAAGAUUUGAAAAAUAGAGAAUUAACAUAGCUAUUCUCACCAAGGAUAGAAAGAUCGUUGCUCAAAGUCAAGGAAAUUAAAGUCAAAUGUUCUAAUCAGUUAAUAAAUAAUUUGGAUAGGUAGAACCUACUAGAGUCAUUGCUAUUCCUACUGCUGACAAGGCUAAAGUUGAAGCAGAAUACUUUUGCAAUAAAUUUGAAGUAUUACAACAGGAAGUCACUAAGAAGGAACAGGAAUUGGUAUUUAUUAUUCUCUAAUACGAUAGCAAGAUGUUUAAAAGUUUAAUACUAGUUUGAUUGAAAGAACUAGCACUAAACCAAAAUCCGGAAAGUUGGAUAAGCUCAUUUUCCUAAUUUCCUUCAUUCUGUCUUUUUUAUUAAGUUUGCAUUACCAAAAUCAAAUUUUAUCAGUAAUCAAGUUAUGA
This is a messenger RNA of Paramecium octaurelia, 776 nucleotides long. The record is from the annotation of a GenBank genome assembly. NCBI's taxonomy places the organism in Eukaryota, Ciliophora, Oligohymenophorea, Peniculida, Parameciidae.